AUGGAUGACAAAGGAACAAUAGCAAGGAACAAUGUUUCCGGUGAAGAAAUCGUUAUUUCUGGUAUUGCUGGCAGAUUUCCUAAUUCGGAUAAUAUGAAUCAAUUGCGAGAAAAUUUAUUCAAUAAAAUUGAUCUCGUUAGAGCAGAUCAUGAGCGAUGGGGAAAAGCUUUAGAGCAUCCGGAAUUCUCACGCCGUAUGGGUACUGUCAAUAAAGCAGAAAAAUUUGAUGCGGAUUUUUUCGGAUUAUCUUUUGAACAAGCACACACACUCUCAGGUGAAGCAAGAUUGUUAUUGGAACAUUCUUACGAAGCAAUUAUCGAUGCGGGGAUUAAUCCAACGCAAUUACAAGGAAAAAAUACUGCUGUCAUUAUAGGAGCAUCUUAUAUUGAACCACAAGCGAAAUAUCUCUAUACAAAUGUUCAGAUAGGUGGUCAGAAUAUUAUUGGAUGCCAUAAAUCUGCAACGGCAAAUAUGAUUUCAUACUUCUUGGAUCUGAAAGGACCAUCUUAUACCAUCGAUACAGCAUGCAGUUCUAGCUUGCAUGCUAUGGCCGUUGGUUAUGAUUAUAUCAUGUCAGGAAAAUGUGAAGAUGCAAUAAUUGGAACAGCAAAUUUAUGUUUUGCUCCCAUUGUAAAUCUGCAAUUCACUCGACUUGGCGUUUUGUCACCAACUGGUUAUUGCAGACCAUUUGAUAGUGCUGCUAACGGUUAUGCGCGUGGCGAAACGGCGGCAGUGGUAUACCUUCAAAAGGCGAAAAAUGCAAAGAGGAUUUAUGCCAUAUGUCCCCAUAUAAAAUUAAACAACGAUGGUUACAAAGAAGAAGGAAUAACAUAUCCUUCAUCACAAAUGCAAUAUACUUUACUAAAGGAAUUUUAUGAAGAGUGCAAAAUACCAACAUCUUGUUUGGAUUAUGUCGAAGCACAUGGUACCGCUACGAUAGCUGGCGAUCCUCCAGAAAUUAAUGCUAUCUAUAAUGUUUUUUGUACAAACAGAGAAACUCCAUUAAUGAUCGGCUCCGUAAAAUCUAAUCUUGGUCAUACUGAACCUGCGAGUGGUUUCAAUCAGAUCGCUAAGGUAAUAAUAGCAUUUGAAACCGGUUUUGUUCCACCAAAUAUCAAUUAUACAUCUCCAAGGAAUGAUAUAGAUGCCUUGAUAAACGGAACAGUUCGUGUCAUCGAAAAACCAAUGCAACUUCAAAAUGGUUACGUAGGAAUUAAUAAUUUCGGUUUUGGUGGAUCCAAUGCUCAUGUGUUAUUAAAGUGGAAUGAUAAACUGAAAAUAAAUAAUGGAGCACCAAAUGAUGAUUUACCUAGACUUGUCGUAUUAUCUGGACGCACUGAAGAAUCAGUGAAAUUGUUUUUAAAUGAUGUUAAUUGCUAA
Acromyrmex echinatior (Panamanian leafcutter ant) is the source of this 1380-nucleotide messenger RNA. RefSeq names its product fatty acid synthase-like. Lineage: Eukaryota; Metazoa; Arthropoda; Insecta; Hymenoptera; Formicidae. The record is from RefSeq and is a predicted model, not a curated record. Gene Ontology annotation, molecular function: fatty acid synthase activity; phosphopantetheine binding; 3-oxoacyl-[acyl-carrier-protein] synthase activity. Gene Ontology annotation, biological process: fatty acid biosynthetic process.